Messenger RNA from Zalophus californianus (California sea lion), 1432 nucleotides. Its product is annotated as homeobox protein NANOG. NCBI's taxonomy places the organism in Eukaryota, Metazoa, Chordata, Mammalia, Carnivora, Otariidae. Gene Ontology annotation, biological process: regulation of transcription by RNA polymerase II. The transcript has 4 exons. Bases 1 to 903 code for a protein of 300 amino acids. The record is from RefSeq and is a predicted model, not a curated record. Gene Ontology annotation, molecular function: RNA polymerase II cis-regulatory region sequence-specific DNA binding; DNA-binding transcription factor activity, RNA polymerase II-specific.
AUGAGUGCAGAUCCAGCUCUGCCCCAAUGCACGCCUGGCCCCAAAGCACCCAGUUCAAGGGACUCUUCUCCAAUGCCUGAGAUUUAUGGGCCUGAAGAAAAUUAUGCGUCCCUGCAAAUGUCAUCUGUUCAGACACCCCACGCGGAGACAGUCUCUCCUCUUCCUGCAUCCAUGGAUCUGCGUAUUCAGGACAGCCCCGACUCCUCCACCAGUCCCAGGGUAAAAGUACCACCCACUUCCGGGGAGGAGAGAACAGUGAGGAAGGAAGAUACGGCCCAGGGCAAGAAACAGAAGAUCAGGACCGUGUUCUUUCAGGCCCAACUCUAUGUCCUCAAUGGUCGAUUUCAGAGACAGAAAUACCUCAGUCUCCAGCAGAUGCAAGAACUUUCCAACAUUCUGAACCUUAGCUAUAAGCAGGUGAAGACCUGGUUCCAGAACCAGAGAAUGAAAUGUAAGAGGUGGCAGAAAAACCAUUGGCCAAAGGAGAGCAAGAGUGUGACUCAGAACAGCACAGCAACCACACAAUACCCAGGCUUCUAUUCCUACCACCAGGGAUACCUGAGGAACACUUCUGGAAACCUUCCACUAUGGAGCAACCAGACCUGGAACAGCCAGUCUUGGAGCAACCACUCCUGGAACGGCCAGUCUUGGGGCAACCAUUCCUGGGCCAGUCAGACCUGGUGCCCCCAAGCCUGGAACAAUCAGCUCCAGAACUGUGGGGAGGAAUCCCUGCAGCCCCAGAUCCAGUUCCAGCAAAAUUCCAUCAGCGAUUUGGAGUCCAUCUUAGCAACUUCUGGGGAAAGCCAUAGUGUAAUACAACAAUCCGCUAAGUAUUUUAGUACCCAGCAAAUAAUGGAUUUGUUCCCAAAUUACUCUGUGAACAUAGAGCCUGAAGAUGUGUGACGAUGAGUAUAUUAUUCGAUCUCAGUUUGGGUGGUGGCUGUAUUACUUCUAGGCUUUGUCUUCUAGGGUCCUCUAUAGAUCUCGGCCUCGAUAAUCUGUUUCCCAUUGUUCUUAUUGUGUCCACUGAGGGGGUACGAUUGGAGUCAAAGAGGUUUCAGGAGCGGUGGCUGCUCUGGACAACAUGAGAAAAGGUGUUUCUGGCUAUAGGUGACUAGAUACAAUCCUAAUGUGGAUCUCUUUAGGUUCUAGAAUCUAACCUCAAGAAUAGGAAGUGAAGAUACAAAGACGUGUGAUGAAGGAUAAUUUGUAUUUUCUGAGAUUGUGAGGCUUUUCUUGUUAAUAACCUCAAUUACUACCGGUGAGGGGUUAAGCUAUCGUGUGCUUCAUUGAUUUCCUCUGUCCCUUGUGAUGUUUUACUAGCACUGUUAAUUUGUUCAUUAUUCUAGGAUUUGUAGAAAGAUGUUUUGUAUUUUAAUGUAUCAUGAUAAUAGUACCCGUUUGGCUGAUUGGUUUAUAGGUUUAAGUACAA